Messenger RNA from Monomorium pharaonis (pharaoh ant), 2028 nucleotides. It is a transcript of the gene Bap60, whose product is annotated as brahma-associated protein of 60 kDa. Gene Ontology annotation, biological process: regulation of transcription by RNA polymerase II. Bases 269 to 1771 code for a protein of 500 amino acids. The record is from RefSeq and is a predicted model, not a curated record. Lineage: Eukaryota; Metazoa; Arthropoda; Insecta; Hymenoptera; Formicidae. The transcript has 8 exons. Gene Ontology annotation, cellular component: nucleus; SWI/SNF complex.
ACUACAUAUCGUUCUAUCCUAUAGAAGAUGCGGACAGCUUCGCUCACAGAAGGUUGACUCUAUAUUAUAUAUCUCUAUAUGGUUUAAGGCAGUUUAAGGAGAAUCAGCAAUUCAGCAGAGUUCGGAGAGUCAUCGUUAAGAAUGGAAUAGAAGCGUAAUUAGACGCGAAAACUGAAACAUUGAGGCGUUGCAAGGUUUUAGGUUAUGUUAUCUCCGCGUCAGAUAUUGGGCGCGUUCAGCAAACAAAACAGAUUAAGUACGAGAAAAGAUGGCUCAAAGAUUCCCUGUGCCAAAUGCAGGAAGUAAUGGACCACCACCACAACGAUAUCCGUCACCAUCAGUACCACCAAAUUUGCGUCAGUAUUCUGGCCCAAAUUUCCCGAUGCAGCAAAGAUCUGGAUUCACUCCGCCACCGCAGAUGGGUAACGCCGGGCCUGGCCCCGGCGGAAUAAUGAGGCCGAACCAGCCUUACUCAAAUAUGCGUCAAGGCCCAAUGCCCACGCCGCCUGUUGGAAAAAGAAGUGCAGAUCAACGUAUUCCUAUGUCUCAGCAAAAACCGUAUCAUUUUUGGAACAGUGAUUUUUCACAUUCCACAUCAAAGAAAAAGAAGAAGUUGGCAGACAAAAUACUGCCACAGAAAGUGCGCGAUUUGGUACCGGAAUCGCAAGCUUACAUGGAUCUACUAGCAUUUGAGAGAAAGUUGGAUGCGACUAUAAUGCGGAAACGUCUCGAUAUUCAAGAAGCUCUAAAACGUCCGAUGAAGCAGAAGCGAAAAUUGCGUAUUUUCAUCUCGAAUACAUUUUAUCCAGCUAAGGAGGCAGGCGAGGGAGAAGAAGGAUCUGUGGCUUCUUGGGAGCUUAGAGUUGAAGGACGUCUUUUAGAUGACACUAAAAAUGAUCCUAAUAAGGUAAAACGAAAAUUCUCGUCUUUCUUCAAAAGUCUGGUAAUAGAGUUAGACAAAGAUCUGUAUGGUCCUGACAAUCAUUUGGUCGAAUGGCAUCGUACAUUAACUACACAGGAAACCGACGGAUUUCAAGUUAAAAGACCAGGCGAUAAGAACGUUCGCUGCACAAUUCUUCUUCUUCUCGAUUAUCAACCACUGCAGUUUAAAUUGGAUCCAAGAUUAGCACGGUUAUUAGGAGUGCACACGCAAACACGACCUGUUAUCAUAUCCGCACUCUGGCAAUAUAUAAAAACACAUAAGCUCCAAGAUAGUCACGAGAGAGAAUUUAUUAACUGUGAUAAAUACUUGGAACAGAUAUUUGCUUGCCCACGAAUGAAAUUCGCAGAAAUACCACAACGACUAAAUCCGUUAUUACAUCCACCUGAUCCCAUUGUGAUAAAUCAUGUUAUAAGCGUGGAAGGUACGGAAACGAAACAGACCGCGUGUUAUGAUAUCGACGUGGAGGUGGACGAUACAUUGAAGACGCAAAUGAACAAUUUUUUGCUGUCAACCGCGAGCCAGCAGGAAAUCCAAAGUCUGGACAACAAAAUUCAUGAGACUGUCGAGACGAUUAAUCAACUAAAGACCAACCGCGAGUUCUUUUUGAGCUUCGCCAAAGAUCCACAACAGUUUAUCAACAAAUGGAUCAUUUCUCAGACCAGAGAUUUAAAGACCAUGACAGACGUCGUCGGUAAUCCGGAGGAGGAACGAAGAGCUGAGUUUUAUUAUCAGCCCUGGGCACAGGAAGCUGUGUGUCGUUAUUUUUACACAAAAGUACAGCAAAAACGAGCGGAAUUGGAGCAAGCGCUGGGUAUUAGGAACUCGUAAAACUCGAAAUUGAAUUAAACCAUUUUAUCAUAGAACUAUGUAAGAUAUUCGUAAGUGUUCGCCUUUAUAUAAGUAUUGCGACAUGUAAUCGCUAUUAUGGCUUUCACAAAACAUAUAUUUGUAACAUUAAUGUAGAUUAUGCGAAAAGAUUGCAUUUAUUACGCAAAGCAAAUUUAUGCCUGUGUGAAAAUAAAAAUAUAACAAGGAAUUUCUUGUUUACAUGUAGUUCCGCAAUAAAUAUCAAAAUUUUGAUUAAA